Molecule: messenger RNA, 2982 nt
Organism: Piliocolobus tephrosceles (Ugandan red Colobus)
Lineage: Eukaryota; Metazoa; Chordata; Mammalia; Primates; Cercopithecidae
Gene: CFAP126
Product: cilia and flagella associated protein 126
Exons: 5
Coding region: 2217-2750 (177 amino acids)
Biological process (GO): cilium organization
Cellular component (GO): ciliary basal body
Source: RefSeq, a predicted model, not a curated record
UUUGCAAUGUACUUUUAAAAAUUUAUCCUACAGAUCACAUAUGUACAUAAAAAUUCAUACAUAAAAGUUCAUAAAGAUACACAGGGAUUUUUCAUUACAGCAAUGUCCUUAAUAGCAAAAGACUCUAAAUAACCUAAAUGGUCAUCCAUAUGGGUCUGAAUAAACUAUGGUGCAUCCCAAAAUGGAAUACUAUAUUAUGAUAAAAAUAUAAUCCCCAAGAUAGUCAAAAAAGCAAAUCAAAAAGCAAUGUGGACAGCUCUCUCAUUAGUGUUUGUAUGCAUAGGAUAUUUCUGGAAGGAGAUACAAGAAAUGAAUAACAGUAGUUGCCCUGAGGAGCAAGACUGAGAGUUGAAAUCAAAUGGAGAUUUGCUUUUCACUGACCAUCCUGUAAACAUGAAACUUUUUUCCAUGUACGUUACUUUUGCAAUUGAACAAAAACUAGUUAAUUUUUAAAAAUGAGUAUAGUCAUCAUUUAUCAUUACAUCCCUAUCAGAAAAGCAGAAGGAGGCAUACCAACUGAAAAUUCUAAGAGAAAUAAUGCUAGCCUAUCACUGCAGCUUAAAGGGCCAAAAUGGAUAUCCUAGAGCAAAGAUACUCCUUGGUCCUUAAAGAACUCUUCUCUCUUCCACUACCCUAGACAGUGAUAAGAACCACAGGGACUAAGCACAUGAGUUAUCUUUCGAGAUCUCACAUUAUCCAGGUAUUAACUCCAGAGCCUCUAAAACAAGAGCUGUUCUUCCCUCCAUCUGCAGAAGCAUAAGAGUGCACUUAUACUUGGUGUGUUGGUUUAAGAUGAGGAUUUUGGGGGAACAAUGAAGAGAAGGGACUGAUGGACAUACUUUUUUUUUUUUUGAGACGGAGUCUCGCACUGUCACCCAGGCUGGAGUGCAGUGGCAGGAUCUCUGCUCAUUGCCACCUCCGCCUCCCGAGUUCAAGCAAUUCUCCUGCCUCAGCCUCCCAAGUAGCUGGGAUUAGAGGUAUGUGCCACCGUACCUGCCUAAUUUUUGUAUUUUUAGUAGAGAAAGGGUUUCUCCAUGUUGGCCAGGCUGGUCUCGAACUCCUGAUCUCGUGAUCCACCUGCCUUGGCCUCCCAAAGUGCUGGGAUUGUAGGCAUGAGCCACUAUGUCCGGCCUGGAUCUACUGUAUAAUGCUCUCCUGGUCCUAAUGAUAUCUUUGGGCAACUUAUUUCUUUGUUUUUCCCUUUCAUCUUGACACCUUAUAUAUAAAUUCACUUUACAAUUCACAAAGCACAGUUCUGCUUACUCAUUAAUUCUCCUAGCCACGUCGUAGAUUGGUUUUACAAUACCAUUUCAGAUGAGUUUCAGAGGGGUUUCCUCGUCCCACAAAUAUUAGGCUCAUGUCCUGGCACCCCCCGUUGAAGUCUCCAAACCUGAUACUUUCCACUCUGUGACUUUCUCUCUUCAUUCCUGCUCAAUCUCCCUGCACCAGCACCCGAUUCCAUUUUAUUCCAGUCAACACUAAACACCUGUGUUCUUAGGUGCGGUGAUUCUAAGACAGUGACAGAGGAAAUUAUUUAAGGACCAAGGACAGGAUAUGUUUUUCCUUCUGGGGACAGAUUUGAGCUAGUUGCUUUUUAAACAUUGUUCCUUUGUUAUUCUGCCUGAUAAAGUAGUGAGCCUUAUAAACAGGAUCUCACUAGUACUGAAUACCUACUAUGCUAUGAUGUUGUCAAGACACUUUAUUCAUUUUAUCUCACUUACCCUAUAAAAGCAGGCUCUAUAAUCUCCACAAUACAAACAAGUUGAUAGAAAUUUAGUGAAGACAAGUCAGUUGUUUACUGUCAUAUAGCUCCUAUGUUCCCAUGUUGAAUAAGGAUUCAAACCCCAGUAUCUGGCUCUGCAUCCUGUGGUACGUUACACCAUGUUGUCCAACAAACAUAACUCUCAGGGUUAUAUCGUUUGUUAAAGUGGUUAAAAACCCCAAUCAAAGGCCACGUGGAAGUUCUUAAGCAGGGGUAGGUUAUGCCAGAAAAAGAGUAGCUACUAUUUAGCUAAUUUUCUCACAUUUACCCAGUCUUUCCCGUCUCUAAAAUAAAAAUGAAUCUAAGUUCCAGAGAAAACAAAUGGGGGCAGUGUGAGCCAAGGAAAUGAAUAAUAAUAAGCAGAAGGGAAAGGCAGCCUCUGCUGAUUGGGAGGUAGUCCCAGGAGGUCGGCCUUCUGCAGUUGCCAAGCAACGAGUGUAAACAGCACAAGAUCAUGGCCACGAACUACAGUGCCAACCAGUAUGAAAAGGCUUUCUCAUCCAACUAUCUGCAGAACUGGUCUCCGGCUAAGCCAACAAAAGAGAGCAUCUCUUCUCAUGAAGGCUACACUCAAAUUAUUGCCAAUGAUCGUGGUCAUCUACUGCCUUCUGUGCCCCGUUCCAAGGCAAAUCCCUGGGGUUCCUUCAUGGGCACCUGGCAAAUGCCUCUGAAGAUACCCCCUGCUCGGGUGACCCUGACCUCCCGUACAACUGCUGGUGCUGCCUCCCUCACCAAAUGGAUACAGAAAAAUUCUGAUCUACUCAAGGCCUCCAAUGGGCUGCGUCCUGAAAUCUUAGGCAAGCCCCAUGAUCCAGACAGUCAGAAGAAACUCAGGAAGAAGUCUAUCACAAAGACUGUACAACAAGCACUAAGUCCAACCAUAAUUCCAAGCUCCCCAGCUGCCAACCUCAAUUCCCCAGAUGAACUCCGAAGCUCACACCCCUCUGCAGGUCAUACUCCAGGUCCCCAAAGCCCAGCCAGAUCCUAAGAGCCCACCUGGAAGUCACGUAUGCUAGGACUCUGGGCAGGGCCUAAUCUAGCUGAGGUCCAGAAAUACAAACCUGGAAUUUCAUAUGGACCAAGCGGCCACACAUGGAAAAACCUGUAUAGCGACUGAGUGAAAUAAACAAGAGCCCCCAGUCAGAACUGUGAAACAGGGAAAUUUUGGGGUUGGAGUAAAAACAAAUUUGGAAAAUAAACUUUGUUUGUUGAAUCUUUUA